Seminavis robusta is the source of this 2212-nucleotide messenger RNA. The record is from the annotation of a GenBank genome assembly. NCBI's taxonomy places the organism in Eukaryota, Bacillariophyta, Bacillariophyceae, Naviculales, Naviculaceae.
GCUUGGCACGAGCUCGGGAGCUGUUUAACUGGAUGCCGACGAGCCGGCGUUCGUAAUGGGCGCGAAAAAUGACGGGUCUUUUUGAUCUGGUGCUCACUUUUUGGGUUUCUGAACUUUUAGUUUGGGUAGCAUUCACUCCGAGUAGCUAGCUAGUGGUAUUUGAACCAUGAGGGCUUCUACUAGUAUUAAUAGUAGUCUCGGUGGCAGCAGACGGCUGGUGCUGCUCCUGUUUAUCUUAUUCAACUUGGUUUCUGUGUGUCAUUGUAAGAAGGAUGACAAAGUUGAAGAAGAAGAAGAACACGAGUACAUUUUUCAAGAUGUGGAUGAAGAUACCGGUGCUACCACAACGGUAACUAGUACUACCACUACUACCACGACGAGCACGACCGUUGUUACUGGUAGCCCCACCACCAGUCCCUCGGCCAAUAAUCGCGAAGAAGAGAUCAUUCUGUUUUUGAGUCCACGCUUUGGAGACGCUGCCACGCUGAGCGAUGAUUCCACGCCCCAAGGCCAAGCAGUCAAUUGGAUGGCCAAUGACGAUCCCCUGCAGCUACCCAUUCCACCGUCUCAACGAUACUCGGGUGCCUACCGAUUCGUACAGCGAUACGCACUUGCUGUACUCUGCUUUGCAUGGGCUCCACCGACGCCUGCCAAUCUUCCAGCUACUACCAAUACUACUAGCAAGACGAAUACAACCAACGGGAUUCCAUUUCUCACGGGAGACAGCGAAUGCGACUGGAACGACCAGAUCCCACUCAUUACCGGAGAAACACUUGUCAUUGGAGCGCAGUGCAAUGCCUUGCAAGAAGUCGAUUAUAUUAAUUUGCCCUCCAUGAAGUUGGUGGGAACCAUUCCGGAUGAAACGGCUCUACUUUUGGCCUUGACGCACCUCACGUUGCCCUACAAUCAGUUGGAAGGAGGCAUACCCAAUCGACUCCAGUACCUUACGGGACUCUCCAUUAUCGAUCUACAACAGAAUGCCAUGACGGGAAAUCUACCUGCGGCAGGAUUCCAGAAAUGGACCCAGCUCACGUCACUCGCGCUCAAUGGGAAUAAACUCACCGGAGUUCUACCCACUCAAUUGGUCAACAUGACAUCUCUCACAUCCCUCCAAUUGCAAAACAAUGAGCUUUUUGGGAUUAUUGAAAUUCUCAAUUUCAUACCCACCCUCCUCCAACUCAAUCUCGCCAGCAAUUCCUUUGCCGGACGCAUUAGUCAAUUGAGUUUGGUCGAUCUUGUCAACCUGCAACAACUGGACUUGAGUGACAACUUUUUUCAAGGAACAUUUCCAGAAGACUUUUUACUUACCAACUCAUCCGUCGUGCACAAUGAUACGACUACCAUGGUCGUCACAACCACCACAACCACCACCACUACUACCGUCGGACGACAUGGCGGACAUGAUUUCAAUCCGGAACUCCAAUUCUUGAGACUCCACAGCAAUCAGUUUGCCGGGAAUCUCGAUGAGACACUCCUCAAUUUGCCUAACUUGAUUGCGUUGGAUGUUUCCGAUAAUGUCUUUACGGGGACCCUGCCACAAGUGGACACCAUUUCCAAUCUGCAAUUUCUCUCCUUGGCAUCCAAUCCGUGGCAACCGGGACCCAUUCCCUGGGGAUUGAUCUCCACCACGCAGUUCAAAGAACUCAAUCUCGGCGAUACCAAUCGCAAUGGCAAUAUUCCAACUUGGCUCGGAAUCAACCACUUUGACCUUGAGCUGUUGGCGCUGGACAACAAUGAUUUGGAAGGAACCAUUCCGGAAUCCAUCGGUGACAUUGCCAGUCUCCGGUAUCUGCUCCUCCAAAACAAUAAACUCGAAGGAACGCUGCCUGUUUCCAUGGCCAAUUUGCAGCAACUCGAGGUCUUGCGCAUGGACGGAAAUCGGUUGGCGGGCAGUACGGCCCCCAUUUGUCUACCGAAUUCCACCGCGUUGGUCUUGUUUGCCGCCGAUUGUACCGAUUUUGACGACGAAUGUCCCUGCUGCACUCAUUGCACUCGUUGUUGGGGCUGCGAUGGCGAUACCGAAGCCGUCUUGGCGACCAAUACGUGGACGCAUCGUGGUGGUACUCGUGCGCGAAAGUAAGCAACCACAGACAACACAUCGAGAUACAUGGAAAGUGUAUUUAUUGGAAAGACGUGACAUGUCUGAUGGUGAAGAGAAACAAUCGUAGUUUGUAAUCUGUAAUGAGUAUAGUUAUCAACGUGUUCCUAGUUC